Molecule: messenger RNA, 588 nt
Organism: Chilo suppressalis (striped riceborer)
Lineage: Eukaryota; Metazoa; Arthropoda; Insecta; Lepidoptera; Crambidae
Source: the annotation of a GenBank genome assembly
GUGACAGCUGACUGUUUCUUUUUCUUGUUGCUAGUGGGUUGAUCGUGGAGUUGGAUUAUUUUAAUCCGCAAAAAUGUCGUUGGUAAUCCCGGACAAGUUUCAGCAUAUCUUGCGUAUCAUGAAUACAAAUAUUGAUGGCAAACGUAAGGUGAUGUUUGCCAUGACCGCUAUCAAAGGAGUUGGACGAAGAUAUUCCAAUAUUGUGCUCAAAAAGGCCGACAUCGAUCUUGAUAAACGUGCAGGAGAGUGCACCGAGGAAGAGGUUGAAAAGAUUGUAACUAUUAUGUCAAACCCCAGGCAAUACAAGAUCCCAGAUUGGUUUUUGAACAGACAAAAAGAUAUUGUUGAUGGCAAAUACAGUCAGUUGACUUCUUCUAAUUUGGAUUCUAAGCUUCGUGAAGAUCUCGAGAGGCUUAAGAAGAUUCGUGCCCACAGGGGUAUGCGCCACUAUUGGGGUCUCCGUGUACGUGGUCAGCACACUAAGACCACUGGUAGAAGAGGCAGAACUGUUGGUGUCUCCAAGAAGAAGUAAAUUUUAACAAUAAAACAGUAAAUACACCACUGUCUUUUAGUUUUUAAUACAAGUGC